AUGUCUAAUCUAGAAACCCAACACCACAUCUCCCACUCUGCACCAGAUUCCGCGAGUUCGGCAGCAGAAUAUGGCGUGCGCUCCUUGACAGGCGCCCGGCCACCUGACACUCUUGUUGCGCCCGCCAACUCGGUGACCGAAGAGCUGGAGACAGCAACAGCAGGGCACGACAUAUCAAAGGAGAAGACAGACACAGCGCCGGCAGACUCAAUGCAAGAUCCUGACCGGAUGACGGGCCUGGAAAAAUGGGCAGUUCACGCUUCGGAUUCGCAGUUCAAUGCGCUCGCCGGCGCGGUGGGAGGCUUCAUGUCCGGUGUGGUUACCUGUCCGCUGGACGUCAUAAAGACCAAGUUGCAGGCGCAGGGCGCGGGACAUCAUGUGGGCCAGCCCAGGAUGUACAAUGGCUUGAUAGGCACGGCGAACGUAAUAUGGAGGCAUGAGGGCAUUCGCGGCAUGUAUAGGGGUUUGGGUCCCAUAAUAAUGGGUUACUUGCCCACUUGGGCCGUCUGGUUCACGGUCUAUAACAAGAGCAAGAUAUGGAUAGGCGAAUACACCGACAAACAAGUUGCGAUAAACUUCGGCGCAUCCAUCGUAGCUGGCGGUACCAGUACCAUUGCCACAAAUCCGAUAUGGGUCAUCAAGACCCGACUGAUGUCGCAGUCAGCAUCCCACGACAGUUCUCAGCUCUCGCUUCACCCCAGGGAGUCCAACACGCCCACGGUGCGCCCAUCGAUGCACUCCCCUUGGCACUACAAGUCCACGUUCGAUGCCGCGCGCAAGAUGUACACCACCGAGGGCAUCCUAUCCUUCUACUCCGGAUUGACACCCGCCCUUCUGGGUCUCACUCACGUGGCCGUCCAAUUCCCCGCCUACGAGUUUCUGAAAACCAAGUUUACUGGACAAGGCAUGGGCGGCGCCGCCAGCGAUCAGAACGCCAAGCCAAGCUUUAUGGGCACCUUUGCCGCCUCAGUCCUCUCCAAAAUUUUCGCCAGCAGCGCGACGUAUCCUCAUGAGGUCAUUAGGACGAGAUUGCAGACACAGCGCAAGCCUAUGCCGGGACAGGAGCACUUGCAGGGUUUGGGAGUGGUUUCCAAGAAUGGCGCUGAGUCCAAGCAGCUGGCUCCAUCAGCGCCCAAGUAUAGGGGCGUGAUAACCACCUUCAAGACCAUUCUCAAGGAGGAAGGCUGGAGGGCGUUUUACGCUGGCAUGGGAACCAACAUGAUGAGAGCCGUCCCCGCGGCGACCGUCACCAUGCUCACGUACGAGUACGUCAUGGACAACCUGAAGCAAGCGAGGAAGCACGGAAAGGAGAAGCUGGCCAAGGUUGCGGAAGUAGCGGCUGUGAAGCCUGAGAGUGUUGAGAAGUGUGAAAGGCCUGAGAUUUCCAGUAGCGCUAGCAGCUAG
Molecule: messenger RNA, 1404 nt
Organism: Sordaria macrospora k-hell
Lineage: Eukaryota; Fungi; Ascomycota; Sordariomycetes; Sordariales; Sordariaceae
Biological process (GO): pyrimidine nucleotide import into mitochondrion
Cellular component (GO): mitochondrion
Molecular function (GO): pyrimidine nucleotide transmembrane transporter activity
Source: RefSeq, a predicted model, not a curated record